AUGUCCGGCCGCAAGCUGGGAGGCGGCCGCAUCUUAGGCAGCGGCAAAGGCCUCGCCCCUCCCACGCCUCCCGCUAUCAACGGCCACCAACGCACACCCAGUCCCUUUGCUCCCUCCGAAAGCACUCUGUCGCUCAACUCUUCCUCGGCUUCGCCUCCAGUCACAAGCCCUCUACCCGACUUCGCACAGGAUCUUAUCUCCAACAUUAGCGUUGGCGGGCCUUCACGAGCCGUUUCCUCAAGCUCCAAGCUGGUCUGCCCAAUAUGUGAAGAGGAAAUGUUGACGCUGCUUCAACUCAACAGACAUAUCGACGACAACCACCAAGAACUCCCCGAGGUCGAGCAAGAUGAAGUCCGCACCUGGUUCGACAAGCAGGUGCUCAAGGCCAAGCGAUUCCAACCCCUAUCUAUAAUUAAUCAAAAACUGCGAGGCCUCGACGUCUUCGAAUCCAACGAGUCUCUGCCAAUCGCCCCGCCGACGACCGCGAAGCUCAUUGAGGGCCCGAUAGAACCGGACGAGCUCAUUACUCGAUCGCACUGGCAACGCCAAACGAGCAACGACCGAUGCACCGACCCAGCGUGCGGGAAAGGGCUUGGGGCUGUUAAUGGAAGCAUAAAUUGUCGGAAUUGCGGCAGGCUAUUCUGCGAGGAGCACACCAUGUAUCAAAUGAAGCUGUCGAGGUCUGCCCAGCAUGACCCCGUGCGGGGAUACUGGGUCCGAGUCUGCGAGACGUGUUACAAGUCGAGAGACGGCUACAACGACCACAACGGUGUCCUGAUUGACCACACCUCGACAUUUGCGGAGAUGCGACGGAAGAAGGUGGAGAGGCAGAAUCUCGAAGUGGCUAGGCUGGAAAAGCGUUUGACCAAGCUGACGCAAUUGCUUGCGAAUGCGCCCGAAGAUGUCACGACAAAUGGAGGUCUGCUGUCGCCUGUCGCCGCGUUGGCCGGUCAGAAGAACCAAAGGAAGCUGCUCGAGCAGUCAGUGGUCACAUGGGAGGACGACGCCUCCGUCAUGCAAUGCCCGUAUUGCCAGCAAGAGUUCGGAUCCUGGACGUUUAGACGACAUCACUGCCGGAUAUGUGGCCGGGUGGUCUGCGCCGAUCCACUUACAGGCUGCUCGAGUGAGGUGGGCUUGAGCAUAGCCAGUCGUGAGUCUCAAUCCGCAGGAUCAUCACCGGCAUCGCGCCUAACAGUCUCAGCUACGAGUCCUGCGACAGAGAAGCCCCCGACGGCGGCACAGCCUGGCCAACUUAGCAUCGACGUUCGCAUGUGUCGCGAGUGCAAUCAUACAAUCUUCGCCAAGCGUGACUUUGCGGCGACCAUCUCCCAUAAGCCAGCCGACCAGCGCGCUUAUGAGACACUGCGCCAAUUCGAACGUGGUAUCCGCCAGCUUAUGCCCAUCUUCCAACGGACAUUACUUGCGCUCCAGCCAGAGGGGGACGAUGGAACCAACGCAUCAAAACCGCCGCCCACGCAUGCCCAGAUUCAGGAGGCCUCAAAAAUCCGGAAACGUCUCACCGAUGCAUUCACCAAAUACGACACGGCCGCACGCCGUCUCCGCGAUAUGAAGACGACCUCAAAGACGCAGCUUCGCCUACAGCAAGCCGUCUACGCGGCUGCGUCCACAUUUUUGCACACCCAUAUGUUGACUCUCAAGUCUGUACCGCAAAUACUACGCUCCCGGUCUUCGCAGACGUCUCGACUGCGCGCUUUGCAAUCUGGUAGCGUUAACGGAUCAUCAUCUUCCCUGCACCUAUCGCCACUUCGUAAUCAAGAGCUCGCCGAAUCCGAGACGGCCAGCCAAGCAAGCGAGACCAGCACCGCUGUGUCGGCGCUCGAGACGGAAGAGAAGGAGGCGCGCGAGCGGCUGGUGGUCCUGGAGGAGCAGCGCUUCAUGGUGCAGCAAAUGGUGGACUCUGCGCGGGAUGCGCGGCGGUUCGAGGAGGUCAGCGCGCUUUCGCGCAAUGUGGAAGAGCUGGACAGGGAGAUUGAGAGGGCCAAGAAGUUGGUGGGCGGCGUCGAAGAGCGAUGGGAGGGUCUUUAUGCGUCAGGUCUCGCGUCGUGA
Molecule: messenger RNA, 2067 nt
Organism: Colletotrichum orchidophilum
Lineage: Eukaryota; Fungi; Ascomycota; Sordariomycetes; Glomerellales; Glomerellaceae
Product: FYVE zinc finger
Exons: 3
Coding region: 1-2067 (688 amino acids)
Molecular function (GO): metal ion binding
Source: RefSeq, a predicted model, not a curated record